AUGAAGAAACCUCAUUUACUAAGAACGGUUACGGUUCUAUUCUCUUUAUUCUCACCAUCCGUUCUUGAUCAGUGCCUCAUUACUCACCAUUCUCUUCUUUCAAAACAGUACUCUGAUUCAAUGGAGGAAAAUCAAGCUUUUCCAAAAGUCGAUGUACACUAUAAUGGUGCAAACGAGUUUGUUUUCUCCGAUUUCAUCAAAUAUGUUGAGAAGCUUAUCGAUUUUCAGUGCAAGCAUGUGUAUUUCUAUAUACCUGAAGUGAGAUUGAGUGAGAGGCUCCAAACACUACAAAAUGAAUGUGACUACUUUGAGUUUCUUGAGGUUGCAAAUGCUCAUAGACAUCUGGAUGUGUAUAUUGACCAUAAUAAUGAACCUAUAUUUGAGUGGAUUCAGAAAGAAGAACCAGACGAUGAAGAACUUGUGUAUUCAAAAGAAGAUGUCAACUCUGUUUUGGCAGAUGAUGAGAACUGUGAACAUGAAGAGGAUGGAUUUGUUAUAUCAAGCAAAAGAAUCUUUAAAAGAGCCUAUAAUGAUAAGUUUUUGAACAAGUUAUGUCCAGUAAUUGUUGUAGAUUAA
Molecule: messenger RNA, 576 nt
Organism: Lactuca saligna
Lineage: Eukaryota; Viridiplantae; Streptophyta; Magnoliopsida; Asterales; Asteraceae
Source: the annotation of a GenBank genome assembly